This is a messenger RNA of Talaromyces stipitatus ATCC 10500, 1716 nucleotides long. RefSeq names its product efflux pump antibiotic resistance protein, putative. The transcript has 4 exons. Gene Ontology annotation, biological process: transmembrane transport. Gene Ontology annotation, molecular function: transmembrane transporter activity. The record is from RefSeq and is a predicted model, not a curated record. Bases 1 to 1716 code for a protein of 571 amino acids. Lineage: Eukaryota; Fungi; Ascomycota; Eurotiomycetes; Eurotiales; Trichocomaceae.
AUGGCAGUAACGGACGCAGUACCCGUCAAUUCGACGGACCAGUAUGAGAAGGGCGAUACAACCUCUACGUCCCCAGCACAUUCCUCAGGCAACAACACUGAUAUUGAGAAAUCUGGCGACGAUAUUGAGCCGGUCACCACCGCCGCCGAGGAAGAAGAUCCUCAUCCAGUCAAGGGAUUCAAGUGGUGGCUGCUUCUUGUGGCCAUCUACAGCACAACUUUCCUCUACGGAUUGGACAACACUAUCGUUGCCGAUGUGCAAGGUUCUGUGGUAGAGAGAUUUGGCCAAGUUGCGAAGCUGAGCUGGAUAGGAACUGGCUUUCCUCUUGGAUCCGUCGCGGUCAUUAUGCCAUUUGGCUUUGCUUUUGGAACCUUCAACAAUAAGUGGGUGUAUAUCAUGAGCCUGGUCAUCUUUUCUACUGGAAGUGCUAUUUGCGGUGGAGCUCCAAAUAUGGACGCCUUGAUUGUCGGACGUGUUAUUGCAGGCGCUGGCGGCGCUGGACAAUAUUUAGGAGUGCUCAAUCUAAUCACCCGGUUCACCACGAUGCAAGAGCGGUCUCACUACAUGGGGAUGACUGGGUUGACAUGGGGAGCCGGUACAAUCUUGGGUCCUGUCAUCGGCGGCGCGUUUGCCGACUCCUCGGCGACCUGGCGCUGGGCUUUCUAUCUCAAUCUCGUCAUCUAUGGGGUUUUCUCGCCUAUCUAUUUUCUCUGGCUGCCUUCUAUCCCCGUCAUCCCUGAGAAGUCCUUUAUAAGAAAGUUCCUCGCAAUGGACUGGGUGGGUAUCACCUUGAACGCUGGGAUCUAUCUCACAUGGGUAAUGGCUUUGACAUUCGGCGGCUCUACGUACGCCUGGAAUGCAGGACAAGAAAUCGCCCUCUGGGUUGUAUUCGGUGUUUUGUUAAUUGCCUUUUGCCUCCAGCAAUAUUUCCUGGUCUUCACCAGCACCAAGCAACGAAUCUUCCCUGGGCAUUUUCUCAAGCGCCGGACCUUGGUUCUUUGUUUCAUUGCUACAAACUGCGCCGCAACAUCAUUUUUCGUCAUCGUAUAUUAUCUGCCUAUUUAUUUUGAGUUUGUGCAUAGUGAUGGUGGCUUAAAGUCGGCGGUUCGCCUCCUGCCUGUUGUCAGUACUUUUGUCUUUUGGUGCAUUGCCUCGGGCACAGCAAUGCCGUACGUGGGAUACUAUUUCCCCUGGUAUGUCGUCUCGGGCAUUCUGAUCGCAGUUGGUGGAGGUUUGAUGUAUACGGUGGAUAUCAGCACUGCCACCUCUGCGAUCUAUGGGUAUUCCGUUCUUAUAGGCUGUGGAGGUGGUGCCAUCAUGCAAGCUGCCUAUUCAAUUGGACCCGCAAAAGUUAUUCCGGUGUGGGAGGAUAUUCCUCCUGUUAUUGGAUUCAUUAACGUUGGGCAAAUUGGUGGUAUCAUGCAUUCACUUGCUAUUUCUGGAGCGGUUUUUCAAAACUAUGCUUUCAGAUAUGUGAGCGAAGCACUUGCAGAUCUUCAUCUCACUACUGGACAAAUCCAGUCUGCCAUUGCGGGGACAGACAGCACUGUACUGCAAAGUCUUGAUCCUGCCCAACAAGCUUUGGCGACCCAGGCCAUUGUUCAUGCCAUGCAGAAGGUAUACAUCUUGAUCCUGGUGGCGGGAGCAGUUUGUUUUACUUGCGGUGUCUUGAUGCGACGUGAGCGAUUAUUCAUGGAAAAAGCCGCUGCUGGCUAA